Lolium rigidum is the source of this 566-nucleotide messenger RNA. RefSeq names its product heavy metal-associated isoprenylated plant protein 39-like. The transcript is spliced from 2 exons. Gene Ontology annotation, molecular function: metal ion binding. The record is from RefSeq and is a predicted model, not a curated record. NCBI's taxonomy places the organism in Eukaryota, Viridiplantae, Streptophyta, Magnoliopsida, Poales, Poaceae. Bases 73 to 516 code for a protein of 147 amino acids.
UUUUCCUUCUGCUGAAUUUGCGGCUUGUGAUCGCUGGUUCCGGUUGCUGAUUUUUGCUAUGUUGUCUGAUGGAUGCAGAAGAUCGUGCUGAAGCUGGACCUGCACGAUGACAGGCAGAAGCAGAAGGCGCUCAAGGCCGUCUCCACUCUCCAUGGCAUCGACGAGAUGUCCGUGGACAUGAAGGCGCAGAAGAUGACGAUCGUCGGCGCCGCCGACCCCGUCGCCGUGGUGGGCAAGCUGCGCAAGCUCUUCCCCGCGGCGCUCAUCGUCUCCGUCGGCCCGGCCAAGGAGGAGAAGAAGGAGGGCGACAAGAAAGACGGCGGGGACAAGAAGGACGGCGACAAGAAAGACGGCGACAAGAAGAAAGACGGCGACAAGAAGGAGGACGCGAGCAAGCAGCUGGUGUACCCGCCGUGGUACCCGCCGCCGUACGGCUACGGGCCGCCGCCCCAGCCCUACCCUCAGUUCGUCAUCCGCAGCGCCGAGGAGGACCCAAACUCCUGCGUCAUCUGCUGAUCCCUUGUCAGGCAUCCCUGCUUGUACAUUUCUAGCUGGCCUGCCCUGCG